Molecule: messenger RNA, 240 nt
Organism: Paramecium octaurelia
Lineage: Eukaryota; Ciliophora; Oligohymenophorea; Peniculida; Parameciidae
Source: the annotation of a GenBank genome assembly
AUGAAUAUAAGGAUUUGCAAUUCCUAAUCUGUAUUUAUUGGAUUGAUCGUACCCUUAUUUCUGCUUCUAAUAUUGUAUAAACAGUCUAUUUCAAAAUUCUUAUUCAUGUAUAGAGAAAACAAUGACAAGAUAAAUUUAGAAGAUAUGUAGGAUAUUGAUUUAAUGAAUAUAUUCAAUAAACUACUUUUGGGAAAUGAUCAAAUUGUGGGGGAAUACAAUUAUUAUUAUAAUUUACUUUGA